AUGAGCACUUCUGUUCCAGUGAGCCAUAGCUAUCCUCGCCUUUUCACGAGACAAGUGAUAGAGCUCUGGGAUUACCAGUGGAAUCCUGUCCACCAGCGGUAUGACCGGGUUUGUUUUAGGCCCUUGCAUUUGUUUGAGGAUGAGGCCAAUCCACAGGACCCCUCUGAUGGGGAGUUUUAUCGCCCAUACCCCAUCAUGGUGAACGAGUUGGAGGAAAACGUCCAGCGGAGGAUGGUGCCACCUAACAGACCGCCACCGCCCAACUUUGGUGCUAGCCCCAGACCAGCUAUUGUGGCCAUUCCGGUGAGAAGCCCAACGGUACCUGAGUUCCCAGCCAGUCCCGAUCCUGUGGAACCUUACUCGCCCACAGAUACUCCUACGAAGAGGGUCACACCGUCUCCACCUCCCUACUCACCAAACAGGACGCAUUGUGACCGGUCCUACUUUGUAGCGAGGCAGGACCAUCAUUUCGCUUUGCCAUUGGACUGCCCGGACAAUCGGCCAGCUAGACCAGCGGGAACAUUUUCACCAGCCAAUCCGCCCCUCCAGCCCCCUCCUCAGCCUCGACGUACGCCAAUCCGGAGGAGAGCACCAUCUCCACCCCGACCGGUAGGACGUGGAAGAGAAGGAGUCUAUCCCGUAGGGCGAGGGAGAUCGGGGCCCUAUGUUCCCCCGGUCAUUCCGUCAGAGGCCUCCGCUUUUGCCCGGCCAUUUCAGCGGGCCAGGAAUUUAUUUGCCGAUUUUGUACCGAGCAGUUCAACCUCUCCUCCACCCAUGGUGCGAACCUUUCCUGGACCUCCGCCGCCGCUGCCUCAGCCUCCCAGGACUCCAUCUCCUCAGCCUCCCAGGACUCCGUCACCAGCUCCCAGGGCCCCGUCUCCGCCGCUUCCCAGAUGCCGCCGUCCAGGACCCCGUCUCCGGACAUUUUCCUGGAGCUUUACCAACACGGCAGACAUCCAAUUGAUGACCGGAGCCACCUGA
This is a messenger RNA of Magallana angulata, 981 nucleotides long. RefSeq lists its product as uncharacterized. NCBI's taxonomy places the organism in Eukaryota, Metazoa, Mollusca, Bivalvia, Ostreida, Ostreidae. The coding region runs from base 1 to 981 and encodes 326 amino acids. The transcript has a single exon. The record is from RefSeq and is a predicted model, not a curated record.